AAAACAAUACUAGGAGCAGUUCUUACAGAGUGACUUCUCUAUCUGUGCCGAUGCUGUGUAUUCUCCUGCUGACUACAAUCACAGUGUUGUUGAUUAAAUUUAACAACCUCCUAAUAGAUAUAGGCCAGUUACAGAAGAGUUACAACAACCUGACUGAAGCAAGAGACCAAUUACAGAUAAGGUAUAACAUCCUAACUACAGAGAGAGACUGGGUACAGACAAGGCACAACAACCUGACUAUAGAGAGAGACCAGUUACAGACAAGGUACAACAUUCUGACUAAUGAGAGAGACCAGUUGCAGACAAGGUACACCAUCCUGACUACUGAGAGAGACCAUUUACAGACUAGAUACAACAACCUGACUGUAGAAAGAGACCGGUUACAGACAAGGCACAACACCCUAACUACAGAGACAAAUCAGUUACAGACUAGAUACAACAAUCUGACUGUAGAGAGAGACCAGUUACAUACUACUUACAACAACCUGAUUAUGGUAAGAGAUCAGUUACAGACCAGUUACAACAACCUGACUGUAGAGAGAGAUGAAAUACAGACCAGUUACAAUGGCCUAAUUACAGAAAGAGACCAGUUGCAGACCAGUUACAACAACCUAACAAGAAUGAGAGACCAUUUACAGACAAUUUUCAACAACCUGAUUGUAAUAAGAGACCAGUUACAGACCAGUUACAGCAACCUGACAAUAGAGAAAGACCAGUUACAGACCAGUUACAACAACCUGACAAUCGAGAGAGACCAGUUACAGACCAGUUACAACAACCUGACUGUAGAGAGAGACCAGUUACAGACCAGUUACAACAACCUGACCAUAGAGAGAGACCAGUUACAGACCAGUUACAGCAACCUGAUAAUAGAGAAAGACCAGUUACAGACCAGUUACAACAACCUAACAAUCGAGAGAGACCAGUUACAGACCAGUUACAACAACCUGACUGUAGAGAGAGACCAGUUACAGACCAGAUACAACAACCUGACUGUAGAGAGAGACCAGUUACAGACCAGUUACAACAACCUAACAAUAGAGAGAGACCAGUUACAGACCAGUUACAACAACCUAACUAUAAAGAGAGACCAGUUACAGACCAAUUACUACAACCUGACCAUAGAGAGAAACCAGGUAGAGACCAAUUGCAACAACCUGAUUAUAGAGAGAGACCAGUUACAGACCAAUUACAACAACCUAACAAUCGAGAGAGACCAGUUACAGACCAGUUACAACAACCUGACUGUAGAGAGAGACCAGUUACAGACCAGAUACAACAACCUGACUGUAGAGAGAGACCAGUUACAGACCAGUUACCACAACCUAAUAAUAGAGAGAGACCAGUUACAGACCAGUUACAACAACCUAACAAUCGAGAGAGACCAGUUACAGACCAAUUACUACAACCUGACCAUAGAGAGAAACCAGGUAGAGACCAGUUACAACAACCUGACUGUAGAGAGAGACCAGUUACAGAAGGAUAGAGAAGAACUCCUGAGGCUUUCUAAACUGGGAUGGAUGUAUUUCAACUCCAGUAUUUACUACAUCUCUAAUGAGGAGAAGAACCAGACUGAGAGCAGAAUGGACUGCAGACAAAGAGAUGCAGAGCUGGUGAUCAUAAACAAUAAAGAGGAACAGGAGUUUGUCAGAAAAUUGCUCCGCAGCAGAAAAGCCUGGAUUGGUCUAAAUGACAGAGACUCUGAGGGAGUGUGGAAGUGGUUGGAUGAUACACCACUGAUCACUGGGUAUUGGGGACAUGGUGAACCGAACAGUAAAGCAGGUGAUGAGGACUGUGUUAUCACAGGUGAAAUGUCUGAUAUCGUCUGGAACUGGGCUGAUUAUCCCUGUGAUUAUGAGUUUUUUUGGAUAUGCGAGAGGGAUCUAUGCCUGAAAGAUCCUCAUUAUUGUUAAUUAUUUAACACUUACUUUGAUGUCACCACUUAUUAUUUUUGAAUCUUUUAUUCAUUUUGGUUUGUUUAGGAAAU
Molecule: messenger RNA, 1987 nt
Organism: Tachysurus fulvidraco (yellow catfish)
Lineage: Eukaryota; Metazoa; Chordata; Actinopteri; Siluriformes; Bagridae
Product: C-type lectin domain family 4 member M-like
Exons: 4
Coding region: 51-1913 (620 amino acids)
Molecular function (GO): signaling receptor activity
Source: RefSeq, a predicted model, not a curated record